This is a messenger RNA of Coprinopsis cinerea okayama7#130, 1221 nucleotides long. RefSeq lists its product as hypothetical. The record is from RefSeq and is a predicted model, not a curated record. The transcript is spliced from 4 exons. The coding region runs from base 1 to 1221 and encodes 406 amino acids. Lineage: Eukaryota; Fungi; Basidiomycota; Agaricomycetes; Agaricales; Psathyrellaceae.
AUGAGUACUCCCCUUGCCCAAUCCUCCUCCUUCGACCGUACCCUGUAUCGCUCGCAAUACCAGCUCGGUCCAUUACUUACCAAGGCAUUCGAAUAUGCCUUCUAUGCUCUUAGUCUUAUCGACCACAUGACUGAUCCUGAGCCGCCAGAAGCACCACCCGACGUUCGGUCAGACAUUCCUCUCCUUAUCCGCAGCGAGCUUCAGCAAGCUGCAAAUCAGGUUCACGAGGGCCUCAAACACGCUCUUAGGCUACCCUGGUCGCUCGAGGAAUUCCAAGAGGCGCACGCCGAAUGCGGCAACGACGAACAAGAACUACUUCGCCGUUGUCCACCUCCUCCACACCCACCUAAUACACCCCAUCACCAAGCAACCGCCCAUUACAUGCCAACCUUCUUCAUCGACAAGAAUGGUCGAGUGGUCUUCGCCUACCUUCCCGCGAUUCUCCGUGCCAGCCGCUGGGAAAACUUAUUUAAAGCGGCUUUUCCUAUCUUCACCCCAACUACCGACGAGCAUCGCAACUUCUUAGACUACUCCUUUCGUUCCUUCAAGUCCUCAUCGUUUUCCCUCCCCUCUGGGGGUGUACGCCUGUAUCCAGCAGCCACCACCUCAUUCCGAUUCCCCACCGUUCACUAUCCAGAGCCUGCCGUAGCCUUCAAGAGGGCCGACAUCCGGCCCCACGCGUUUAAGUUGUUGGAGUCCAUUGAACCUGACACUUUCGGGAUACUGGCUGCCGUCCUGGCCAUGAUUAAUCCAGAUCACUUCCACGCUGCAUUGGAAGUCCUCGAGGGUCUCCAUAUUGGGACUAUUUGGAGUGGCGACAAAACUCUUCGUGAAGAGGUUAUGAAGAGAUGGGGGUUUCCAUUCACGUGCGUAGACUUUUUGUCCAAUCUUCUCUAUCCUUGUUGGGAGAGGAGUGAUUACCGCCCACAUGACCUGGCUCUCUAUGUGUCUCUUGGGAACACCUCUCUCCCUCUUUUUAGAGUCCCCGGACUAGAACGCCAAUUCCAUUUUGAUUCUGGGACCAUAUGCGUAGGAUUCCCUCAUAUUCUUCCCAUUACCUGGUGCUCGAAGAACGAUGACGACCACCUUGUCGUCGUCGGUUCGUUCAUGGACCUUAGGUUUGCCACCUCCCGUCUCGUUCGCAAACCCACUCCUAUGGGAACUACUGAAUACACGGCGUAUCUGGACUACAUUUUCCGAAACGAAACCCCUUUGAUGUAG